AUGGAAAAAUAUAAUAGAGAAUUUGCCCUAGGGACAUUUUACCAGACUUUCUCAACCUCCUUUGCCUUUUCUUGUCCAUAUAGCUGCCAUUUGGGCUCUCUUGCAUCAGCCAAGACAAAGUUAAAAGACGGGAAACAGAAGGCUACAAGCUUAGUGAAACAAGCGGUGAGCCUGGCGAAGCGGCGGGGCCAUGCCCAAGUCACUCCUCUUCAUGUGGCUAGUGCCAUGCUAGCUACUUCCUCAGGACUUCUCAGGAGGGCCUGUUUGCAAUGCCAUUCCCAUCCUCUCCAAUGCAAGGCAUUGGAGCUUUGCUUUAAUGUCUCACUAAACCGCCUUCCUGCUUCGAGUCCUAGCCCACUCUUAGCCCCUCAUUACCCCAACCCCACGUUCUCAAACGCCUUGGUCGCGGCCUUCAAGAGAGCUCAGGCUCACCAACGCCGCGGUUCGAUUGAGAACCAGCAGCAGCCUAUCUUAGCCCUCAAAAUAGAGCUUGAACAGCUGAUCAUAUCCAUAUUGGAUGAUCCUAGUGUUAGUAGAGUCAUGAGAGAGGCCGGUUUCUCUAGCACCCUUGUUAAGAGCAGGGUAGAACAGGCUGUUUCUUUGGAGAUUUGUUCCCAAGCUAGUACCACUCCUAAUAAUCAGUCCAAGGAGAGUGUUAAACCUCUUGACCUUGUUUCCCAUGUGUCCCAACCCACCAUGCCUAAUUCCGCCCAGUUUUCGGUCCCAGUUAGCAAACUACCCUUUGAGCAAAUUAGGCAUGAGGAUGUCAAUAAUGUGUUGAGUGUCAUGGUUAACAAGAGAAAGAGCACUGUCAUUGUUGGGGAGUGUUUGGCCACAGCUGAGGGUGUAGCCAGGGGAGUGAUGGAGACAUGUGAGAGAGGAAGCAAUAAUGCCUGUGGGAAUUUUAGGUACUUGCAGUUUAUCAAUCUUCCACUCUUCUCUUUGAGGAAUAUUUCAAAGGAAGAGGUUGAGCAAAAACUGAUGGACCUUAGAUGCCUUGUUAAGGGCUAUAUUGGUAGAGGGAUUGUGUUGUAUUUAGGGGAUCUCACUUGGGUUUCUGAGUUUUGGUCAAACACUUGUCCCCAACAAAGGAGAAGCUCCUACUUUGGUGUGGAGCAAAUAAUCAUGGAGCUAAAAAGAUUGGUCUCUGGAUCAGUUGGGGAAACUAGUGGUAGAGUUUGGCUAAUGGGAAUCUCAACCUUUCAAACUUACAUGAAAUGUAAAGCAGGAAAUCCUUCCCUGGAGGCAUUAUGGGAACUUCACCCUCUUACUAUCCCAGUUGGAAGCUUGAGCCUAAGCCUCAAAUUAGAGAGUGAUCUGGAAGCUGAUGUCAGUUCCAAGGCAUCCAAAGACAUUGCAGAUGAGAAGCAACCAAGUUGCUUUGCCAACUGUUCAUGUAACAAUACCAAUUCCAGUACUACAAUCUCAAACUUGCCAUCAUGGCUCCAAAAGUACAGGGAAGAGAACAAAAGAUCAAACGCAAGCAAUAAUAAUCAUCAGGAAUAUUGUAUCACAGUUGGGGAUAUAUGCAAGAAAUGGAACUCAUUUUGCAGUUCAGGACAGAAAAAUCCCCACUUUUCUGAUAAGCCCUUCCAUCUCUCUUCAUUAUCUCCUUCCUCAAACUCAUUCUCUUCUCUGGGCAAUUUGUACGAUCAAUCUCACCAUAGUUUGGACUUUAACAAACAGUCACCAAAAGAGUACCAAUUCUGGGUCCUAGAAAACAGUGAGGAUGGCUAUGAAAGCAAUGUCAAAAUGUUCAAUAUUCCAGAAAGAGAUAAUGCCAUUGACGAGCCUGCCAAGCCGGAACUUCUAUCGAAUCCCAACUCCAGUCCUAAUUCAGCCUCUUCAAGUGAGGUCGUGGAAGAAGAUCCCGAAGACCUCGAGAGUUUCAAGGAGCUUAAUUCUGAGAACUUGAGAAUUCUCUGUGAUGAGAUGGAGAAGAAUGUGCCAUGGCAGAGGGAAAUCAUCCCCGAAAUCGCGACGACCGUGCUUCAAUGCAGGUCAGGAAUGAGCCAAAGGAAAGGCAAUUAUUAUUCCAAGAGUACUAAACAAGAAAGCUGUUGGCUUUUCUUUCUUGGUGGCGAUUCAAAUGGGAAGGAGAAGAUUGCAAGAACAUUGGCUAAACUAAUCUUUGGCUCGCAAAACAACUUCGUAUCGAUCGGUCUUAGCAGCUUCUCAUCGAGCACCAGAUCAGCUGAUUCCGCCGAAGAAUCCUGCAAGAACAAGAGGGCGAGAGAUGAAAAGGGUUGCAGCUAUGUCCAGAGACUCGGCGAAGCGGUGAACGAGAAUCCUCGAAGAGUGUUCUUCAUGGAAGAUUUUGAGGAAGUUGAUCGCCAUUCUCAAAAGGGUGUCAAGAAAGCGAUUGAAAGUGGAAGAGUAACACUUCCUGGUGGUGAAACGGCUCCGAUUAAGGAUGCCAUUGUCGUUUUCAGCUGCGAAAGCUUCGGUUCGGUUUCGAGGGCUUGUUCUCCGGCCACAAGAAUAACAAUGUCAAGCCAAAAAUCUGAUCAUGCAACGAUCAGAAAGAAAAAUGAUGACGGUGAUGGUCGUAAUCAACGGCCUAAGGAGGAUAAAAGCCCGGGAGUUUCACUGGAUUUGAAUAUUGCAGUUCGUGAUGAUCAUGAUCAUCAUGAUGAUGAAGAUUCAGAUUCCAAUAUUGACGUUAACAUUUUGGAAUCUGUUGACAGGAAAAUUGUUUUCAAAGUUCAAGAGUUGUAACGGCCGGAGGGGAUUAUUGCGUCACAGUUAACUUUUGGUUGUUAUUUAAUUUUAGGUGUAUUUUUUGUUUUUGUUUCUUUUUUCUUUUUUGUUUUAUCUUAGGUUUUUGUUUAAGGAUUUUGUAAGAAGUGUUUUAGAGGAGGGUAUUUGGGCUUACCUAGGAAAACGAGAACACACUAUUUAUGACUACUCAAUGACAUGUAUAUAUUAUCUUUCUUUAAGAAGUUUAUAUAGAAGUGACU
This is a messenger RNA of Morus notabilis, 2960 nucleotides long. RefSeq names its product protein SMAX1-LIKE 3. The transcript has 4 exons. The coding region runs from base 1 to 2718 and encodes 905 amino acids. NCBI's taxonomy places the organism in Eukaryota, Viridiplantae, Streptophyta, Magnoliopsida, Rosales, Moraceae. The record is from RefSeq and is a predicted model, not a curated record.